Molecule: messenger RNA, 2603 nt
Organism: Spea bombifrons (plains spadefoot toad)
Lineage: Eukaryota; Metazoa; Chordata; Amphibia; Anura; Pelobatidae
Gene: MXD3
Product: MAX dimerization protein 3
Exons: 6
Coding region: 623-1228 (201 amino acids)
Biological process (GO): regulation of transcription by RNA polymerase II
Molecular function (GO): DNA-binding transcription factor activity, RNA polymerase II-specific; RNA polymerase II cis-regulatory region sequence-specific DNA binding; protein dimerization activity
Source: RefSeq, a predicted model, not a curated record
CCUCGGUAACCAAUCCACAACUGCCCCCUGGUGACUCCACCCGUUUCAGGAAGCUCCAUGGUAACGGGUCGCUUGGGCCGGAUUCCCCGUGUCUCCACAUAUACGGCUUCUCAGGCACAGUGACCGCACGUUAGUUACCGAGACCAAGCAGGAGGUUGACCCCAAUGGGAGUUCUUAUCCGAGCAGCAGGGUUUAUGUGUAACACGGGGCGUGUUUGGCGGUGAGGGGGCGUGACCAGCAGUAGGGGCGUGUCCUGCUAUCUGGCAGUAGCUGUCGGCUGGUGGCAGGUUCAUUGUAUAGCAAACAAGUACCGGCCCCGAGAUCUGAUACCGAUUGGGCCUAAGCACUGACAUUGAUCCAGCACUUACCGAGGUCCUGUGAGUUUAGGUGCCCGAACCAGGAAGCUCUCCGCCAAGAGGAACAAGAUCAUCAUCAUCAUCAGCCAGUCAACCAACCACCACAACAAUAACAAGCUGACGAGGCCACGCCAACAACCCUGCGAGAUCUCACGCCGGGAAGAGAUCCAGACAUAAGCCGCUGGCCCAGCUUCGGAGAAGAAAAGAAGACGAGGAAGCAGAUCUUCAAGAUCCAGUGGUGAAAAUCGGUUACCCUGGCCUCAGACAUGGACCUGCUCCACAGCAACAUCCAGGUCCUGUUACAAGCAGCAGAGUAUGUGGAUAGAAAAGAGAGAGAAGCAGAACACGGAUAUGCGUCUGUCCUUCCCUGUGAUACAGCUACACCUGGGCGAAGGAAACGUCAAAGGACCAACAGUAGUCCAGACAGUGUCAGGUCUGUCCAUAACGAGCUAGAGAAACACAGGAGGGCUCAGCUUCGGAGGUGUCUGGAGCAGUUGAAGCAGCAGGUCCCUCUGAGCAUGGACACUUCUCGCCACACCACACUCAGCCUUCUGCACCGAGCCAAACAGCACAUCAAAAAAUUAGAGGACCAGGAACUGAUGGCAAAGAAACUAAAGGAAAAAUUGAAGGUAGAACAACAGAAACUUCGCCAGAGGUUAAAACAGCUUUUACCCCCCACCAGCACUGAGCGACUACGGACAGACAGCCUGGAUUCGUCAGCAUUGUCGUCUGAGCGUUCGGACUCUGACCAGGAGGACUUGGAGGUGGAUGUGGAGGGGAUCAUUGUAAGCGGUAAUGAGGGCGACCUCUUUGUCUCGUUCAGUGCUGGCACAGAACACAGUUACUCCACUCCAGCUCAUGCCUGGCUAUGACGGUGGAUGUCGGGCACAGACUUUUAAAACGGCACAGGACAGCUUUAUGGCCAACUUUUCCCAAGACCGAGCUUCUCGACGUUCGGACAGCACUCACCGUGGCCUUGCGUUGUCUCUACUGUCCUCAGUUGUCGUAUUUUCUGCACUCAGCCAAUACUUUUCAAACUUCACCGUAAUUAUUUUUGCAUUACCCGAAAAUUCCCUUGUCUGCAAGAAUCCAUCCGCUAAUGAUGGAUCCACUUUACCCAGUACAGGACUCCUGCGCCUUCUGUUCCAGAUGAUAGGUUAUAGGAAUGGGAACGACUUGCAUGGCCUGGGGUAUGUUUCUUAGUUCUGAACAUUAGAUUUUCUGUUUGCAUUGCAAGGAAGUCCAAGUUUGUGGCUUCCAUGUGCGUGCAUUUCAGACUGUACAAUGUUCACAAAACCCAUUAUAUUAGGAUAGCCAGGCUAGAAACCCAUACACCAAAUAAACAAAUCCAGUUAGCGAGAGGUCUUAGAUUUGUGCAUUAAGGGUGCUUUGAUGGGGAAAGGGGAGGCAGCUUAAUCAUUUGGGGAUCUAAACCAGCACUUAAGCAGGGUCUUGUUUCAAGCAACCUUUAGUUUUUACUCCAUACAAAUUGUAUACUUUGCGUUUAUAUAGUAGGUAAACUUUAUAUUUAAGUUCCUGACGGCAGUUUUCUAUGUACUGGCUGCAUAGGGGACUGUUGUUUAGAAGCACUUGCUUAUUAGAAGACUACGACAGCUGCAAUAUUUACCGUUGCACAAAGCUCUUGGUAGCUAUAAGAAGCCAGCAGUAUGACCUGAAAAACACAGGCCGCUGAUAAACGUCUUUCUCCAUGGACCUUAAAGAAUGAGAACAACACAAAAGUCAUUGGACUUUCCUUCUCUCUUCCUUUCUUCUGCGUUUCCCACCGGAAAGAUAUUCAGAAAACAUUCUGGGGUCUGCCCCACAAGGUAGCUUAGAUAGCAUUAAAUAUUUCCUACCCUUGGGAGGGUUAUUAUCUACAGCACUGCUUUUAAUGGCCAUAUUAAGGAAAUGACAGUUUGUGCACUUGCUGGAGAGGAAAGCCAGCUCAUUUUUUGGACUAUAGUACAGCGGGUGGUGAUAUGCAAUACAACUACUUCUUGCAACUGGGCUUUGCCUUCCGCAAGAAUGCUUGACAAUGUCCGAUGUUGUGUUAAGAAUGUAUUUAUAGAAAUACAUCACUAAGCGAGCUACCAACGCAAAAGAACUUACUCUUCAACGCAAGAUGGUGCAGUCUCACGUUCCCGGAAUCGGCAAACAUUCAGUAUAAACGGAUGUGUAUUCUGGGUGUAGAGGCAAACUUUUUAUAUGUAAUCUAUAUUUUAGUAAAUGUGUUUUGUUCAUUCACAA